Molecule: messenger RNA, 789 nt
Organism: Raphanus sativus (radish)
Lineage: Eukaryota; Viridiplantae; Streptophyta; Magnoliopsida; Brassicales; Brassicaceae
Product: protein phosphatase 1 regulatory subunit INH3
Exons: 2
Coding region: 184-516 (110 amino acids)
Cellular component (GO): nucleus
Molecular function (GO): protein serine/threonine phosphatase inhibitor activity; protein phosphatase 1 binding
Source: RefSeq, a predicted model, not a curated record
UAUGAUUUUAUAGGGGGGUGUUGGGCUAAAUAAAGAAAAGUUUUUUGCCGAGUUUCUCGAUCCAUCAACAUUCUUUCGAACAGCAACCGCCUCUCUCUCUCUGUCUCUAUUCAUCCUUGUUCAUUGGAACAUCCGAGACGACUUCUUCAUCUUCAAGGUAUCGGAAGCUAAUAUUUUUGAGCCAUGAGCACAGUGACCAGGCCUUCUUCUUCAGCGACAACCUCUGUCAUCUUAGAAACCCCUGUUUCUCAGUCACAGCCUACAGAAAGACUAGUGCUUCGGCUGAACAGGAAGAAGAAGAAAGUCUCCUGGAAAGACGGCACAGUUGAUAACGAGUUCAUGCAGAAGAAGAGUUCCAAGAAAUGUUGCAUCUUUCACAAACAGAAGCCCUUUGAUGAGGAUGACAGCGAAGAAGAUGAUGAUGAUAACCACCACGAUCAUGAUCAUGAUCAUGACCAUGAACACUGCGAAUCUGGUGAGGCCUCUUCUUCUAACGGUUCCAAAGCAGCUAAUUAAUCAAUUGAGAGUUUUUUUCACAUCAUAAUAUAGAGAUAUUUGAAGCUUUAUAAUAUGUCAUGGAAGAACACUUAUUCGUCUGAGGUUUUGGGUUCUCAUGAUUUUCUCUUCUUCUACUUGACACAGCAACACUGGUUGGGCUUUAUUAGUAUAUGUACAUGUAAUUUGCAUAUUGCACUGUAAUGAUAUUAUUCAUUGCAAUGCUGAUUUAAACUACUUAAAUCUGUAAAGACAAUUAUGUGAGAGCAUCUUUUCAAUUAUGAUCGUUUAAUA